AUGUUACCCCACAGACUGGUUUUUUUAGAGGCUUCUUCUGGUCCUGGUGUUCCUUCCGCUGAAGCUGGAUUCCUCUCUGUUCGCCCUGGGGUGGUUGGACAAUUAAAAUUUGAGUGCACUCAAGGAAUCUGCCAAGAUGAAAGUGUUGUUGAGUCUCAGCGUUCUGCUCUGGUCUCAGUGUGCAGCUCGGCUGAGGUGACGUAUGCAGGAGUGAAGGUGGUGCCCAGAAGUGCCUCAGUCUCACCACGACUGGACCCAGUGGUUUAUUCUGAAGUUAAGAAACGACAAGACAGACCACCGAGAUGUUACUAG
Molecule: messenger RNA, 312 nt
Organism: Knipowitschia caucasica
Lineage: Eukaryota; Metazoa; Chordata; Actinopteri; Gobiiformes; Gobiidae
Source: the annotation of a GenBank genome assembly